Racocetra fulgida is the source of this 635-nucleotide messenger RNA. Lineage: Eukaryota; Fungi; Glomeromycota; Glomeromycetes; Diversisporales; Gigasporaceae. The record is from the annotation of a GenBank genome assembly.
CUCUCAAAGACGAUCUAGGCGUGGUAGUGGAAUUUCAAAAAGUCAAAGAAUACGCAGACUUAAUUUACAAACAUGAUGAUUUGACUGAUGUUGUAGAUGAUAAUGAAGCGAAUAAAGCAGUGGAUGAUAAUGAAGCGAAUAAAGCAGUAGAUGAUGAUAUUGAAAGUUCUAUUGCUAAAGAACUCGCACAAAUGAAGCGACCACAUACAUCACGUAGAUUUGCAUCAAUUCAAACGGGAACAGAUUGUGUAGACAGGAUGGAAUUGAUUAAACAGAUUGCAAGUGUUGUUGGUGAUUAUCAUGUUGUCAAUCUUGAUAAACCAGAUUUGACAUUGAAGAAAUAUAAUGUUGAAAGCAUUUUUGAGGAACAAAAUAAAGAGAAAAAUGAAAAUAAUACUCAAGAGCAUAAAGACAUUGAGCAACAAAUCGGUAAAGAAGUGCAGCAGCUUGAUGACUGCAUACAAAAAGACAUACCAAAAGAUAUACGAGGGGAGCUAGAUCAAGAAAAUAAAGUGUAUAAUAUGAAAGUUAAGUUGAAAGAAAAAAAAUGGAAGACUUUUGAAUAUAUCACCGAUAUUACUUCCGAUGAAAAUAAAAAUGAAAUACUGUAUUAUUUAACUUUAAAUUCAGGCUAA